Molecule: messenger RNA, 3254 nt
Organism: Bombyx mandarina (wild silkworm)
Lineage: Eukaryota; Metazoa; Arthropoda; Insecta; Lepidoptera; Bombycidae
Source: RefSeq, a predicted model, not a curated record
CUGACGGCCAUGACAGCUCAUUCAUCAUAGAGUGUAAAAAAAUGUGAACAUGUAUUUUAAUUAAAUCGUUUAAAAAGUAAGAAAAAUGAGCUUAAAAAUGAGUUAAAUCCGUUUUACGAACAGUCAACGAGACUAUAAAGUUGUUAUGCGUGUUAAAAUUGUGUUCGAUGGAAAAAAAAACAUAAAAUUACAUGUUAAAAGAAUCACUUGAAUUUUUAAUAGAGAAAAAAAGGCAGUUUUUCGUGACAAGCGCUCGUCUCAGAGUAAACAGAAAUGAACGUUGUAACAUUAGACAUAGACCCACUGAGCAGCUACGAGUACCCUUACGAUUAUGAAAACAUACCGGAGCCCUAUCCGUACGUGCAGGAUGUCAAAAACGAAUGCCACUACCAGUACGGGCAAAAUUAUCAACACACUCAGCAAAGUAAUGUCGUUGAAGACAAACCACCCGAAGUUCCUGCAGAGAAGAUUGUCGUUGAAAAGAAUGCUGACGAUACAGCGAAAUCAGAUGUCAAACAAGAUUUAAAACCAGUCUUAGAAGACGAGCAGAAGCCUAAAGCCAAGAAAAGCAAUUACUGGUCGAUUAAAAUCAAGGAGAAGAAUUUUUCUUUCUACGGCUGUGCCCUGUGCAACAUUAGUUACUGCGAACUCCAAAUGCUCGAUCAGCAUAUGACGACGCACAAGGACAGGCUGACCAGCUACGAUUUGAGAGUCAAGAAUCAAAUUAAACGGAAGAAAAUUAAAAAAGAAAAGAAGAUUAAGAAGAGGAUCAAAAUUGAGAAAACGGAAGACGGGAUAGAGAUAAAGCCAGAAGAGGGUUUUAUUGGUGAGGAGAAGGCUUCAAAUUAUAACAACGACAAGGUUAUGUCGGAUAAUGAUAAACAAGAUAAUGAUGAGCGUAAAGAUAACAAUGCUAACAGAACAAAGAAGAGAGUAGGCAAGAAAGUUGAGUUAUUGAAGAAGCAAUGUACAGAUGAUUUACAGAAAAUAUAUAAAUGCUUCGCUUGUGGAAAACAAUUCACUUUGAGUUACUAUUUGAGGCUACAUGUGCGUUCGCAUACAGAUGAAAAACCCUACACGUGUGCCGAGUGUGGGCAAUCGUUUAUAACGGCCAGCAAACUCGGCAGACACAAUAAACGGAUACACUUAGCCAUCAGAUACCAGUGCAGGAUAUGUUACAAGUUCUUUUCACAAUUUGACCUCUUGAAAAGGCAUUUCGAUAAGAAACAUGCUGACGACAAACUCGAAGGAGAACCAUAUGAUUACAACGCCAUCUUGCCGUAUUUGAAAGAGUUAGAGGAAGAAUUGAAGGAGAAGUCAGAGAAAGAGAAGCAGCUCAAAACCGAGGAGACUUGGCCCGAUCAGUGGCAGGCAGGUGACAAGAAACCUGACACUGACACUGUUGAAACUGAUAUGCUGAAUGUGAAUGUGCAGCAAGCAGAGGUCAAGACACCCCUGGAUGGAGUGGUCUCACCGCCGCGGACGGUGGUCGCUGACGUGCUGUACGGCGCGGUGAAGCUGGAGAAUGAAGAUGACAACAAUGAUGACGUCACGGCCGAUGACGUCACCGCCGAUGACUUGAAAGAUGAUAGCAACUCCGACGAAGACUAUUUCCCUUCAAACACUUGGGCGACUGUGUCUCCGGCCCAGAGUCCCCAGCCGGCUUCAAACCGACGCGCGAGUGGCAAGCUGACCUGUCAGAUCUGCAACAAGACCAUCAGCUCCGUGACGUACAUGAAGGUCCACCUGAGGACCCACUCCGGGGAGAGGCCCUUCAAGUGCUACAUCUGCGACCGGGGCUUUAUAACCUCAAGCAAAAUGCACAGACAUGUCCUCACCCAUAACGAAGAAAACGAAAUACAUAGUUUGGGAGAUGGCGCUGACGCGACCGGACUUAAAGAAGAGAAGCCAAAGAAAAAGAGAGGCAGAAUCAAAAAGAAAGAGAAGGCAGACCUACCGAAGAUCAAAGAGAAACACAAGAAGAGGCCGCACUCGUGUGAGUUCUGCAAUAAAAGGUUUUUGCAUCUGGCAACACUGCAAGUUCACAAGAAAUGCCACGAGGGAGAGACUUUAACGUACAAAUGCGAGUACUGCCUCGAGGACCAGCCCGACGAGGAGGCGCUCCGGCUGCACGAGGCCACGCACGGCGGGGCGAAGCCCUACACGUGCACCCUGUGCGGGAAAAACUACAAGAGGAAAACGACAAUGGUCCACCACCGGCAGCACCACCGCGCUGACCAGCCAGCGUUGAGCUGCCCUGCGUGCCCUAAGCGGUUCCACUCGGAGCGCAAGUUACAGCGGCACGCAGCGAGGCACGGCGCCGCCCGCUCCUCCCUACGCUAUGAGUGCCCGGUGUGCGCGCACAUGUUCCACACGCGGUACCACGCCCUCAUGCACCUCAAAAGCCACCUCAAGGAAGGAUUGAUCCAAGAGGAGAACCGGCCGGAGAUCGUGGCGAUGCUGCUGCAGAACGCGCGGCGCCUCCCGCAGGACCCCGGCGCCGUCCCCAGCGCCGCCGCGGACGACGAGCGCAGCCGCGUGUGCAACAUAUGCGGCGAGGUGUUCCAGCACUUUUACUAUCUGGAGGAGCACCUCAAGAGCCACGGCUCGAGAAUCGCCAUCGAGGACCUGGACCGGCCCGAGGAGAAGCGCUACACGUGCACCGUGUGCCAGAAGAGCUUUAAGCUGCACUACUACCUGAAGCUGCACGGGUAUACGCACUCGAAGGAGAAGCCGUACAUCUGCCAGCAGUGCGGCAAGGGCUUCAUUACGAAGGGCAAGCUGAAGCGGCACUUGGAGACUCACAGCGGCCUCAAGAAGUACCAGUGCCACAUCUGCUACAAGUUCUUCACGAGGCCCAGCUAUUUGAGGAUACACGUGAGGACCAUUCACGGCACGCAAGACUAUAAUUUCAAGAUCGACAAAAUCAACUCUUGGAGUCGCCCGGGCGGUCUGCCCCUCGCCAAUUAGAGGCGGCGUAACGUGGUUGUUGAUUUUUUAUUAUCGAAGUGAAACUUCUUUAGGGGCGCGUUUAGUAAAAUUUUACUCCCGACUUCGUUACGGCUAGAGAGAAAAGAUACAAUUUAGGAGGAGCGAGAAUGAGAGAACAGAUGUAGCGUCUCGCGAAACACUCAACCGUGGUGAGAGAGAGAGCGAGCUAAGUCGUUUCUCUCAUACAAAUUCUGUUUACGGACGUCGGCCACUAGAUGGCUCGUUAUUAGUUCCUCAUUGCUCCUGUAGAUGACAUUAACUAU